This is a messenger RNA of Eleginops maclovinus (Patagonian blennie), 963 nucleotides long. Its product is annotated as natural killer cells antigen CD94-like. The transcript is spliced from 6 exons. The coding region runs from base 121 to 891 and encodes 256 amino acids. The record is from RefSeq and is a predicted model, not a curated record. Lineage: Eukaryota; Metazoa; Chordata; Actinopteri; Perciformes; Eleginopidae.
AGCACAGGUCUCAAAAGGACGUUCAAAGGAAUUUGUUUUCACUAUAUAUUCUUCCUACUCCUUACUACUUUUUAUUGACGAAGAAAAAAAAGACAGAACUUUUCAUUUAUUUUAUGCCAAAUGUCUUCCAACAUUUAUGAAGACAUUAACUUGGCUAUGAAUGUAGGAUUCACCAAGGGAGCCAGAAAGGACGGUGGACAGAGAGAGGAGAGAAUUAUCGACAUCUACGAUAGUGUGGACAGAGAUUAUGGUGUAAAGCACGAUGGAGGAUUAAACAGUGAGAAGCAUCUUCCAUCCGUCCGAAGAAACCGCUUCAGAGCAGCUGCAUUGACUUUAGGUCUACUGUGUUUCCUGCUGCUGGUUGCAGUCACUGUCCUGUCGACACGUUAUAUUUCACUGACUUUGGAAAAAGAACAGCUGCAGAACAGAAUCGAGGAGCUGCAGGCCAGUAAUGAACAAUGGAACAAUGACUGCUGGGAUAAGAAUAACCACACAGCAUGGAUGAAAUUUGGGUGCAGUUGUUACUACAAAUCUACUGAGAUGAAAAACUGGACGGAGAGCAGGAGAGACUGUAAGGCCAGAGGAGCAGAUCUGGUGGUAAUAGGCAGCCAAAACGAAAAGGAUUUUAUAAGUAAACUGAGUAAACCUGAAACUACCUGGAUCGGUCUGCAGGCAGUGAAAAAAAAAGCAGAUUGGGCUGAUAAAUGGGAAUGGAAUCCAGUGGACCAAUCACCACUGAUAUACGGUGCCUGGAAGAAUGGCGUUGAAGUGAACCCUGUGCACGGGGCUCUGUCCACAGCAUAUGUAGAUCUGGAAGGAACAUGGACACAAACCAACAAUGGUUCCAAAAGAUGGAUCUAUCUAGCUGUCCUCGCUUUAACACCUACAUAACAAAGGCAACCAUGAGAAAAUGAAGUGUACUGAAUCACUCAGAAGGGGAAACUUUACAGAAUGCUAAUCCAG